UGCACUUUUCAAAAAAAAAAAAAAAUAAUAAGAAUAGUGCAACUUUAUUUCAAAAAAGAAAAAAUAUUAUUACAAAAUAUAUACAAUAAACUCUAUCAGUUGUGAAGAUCAAUUUCUUCUCAUUGUUCACAAAUUUUAUCCACAAGUGAUGAUGAUGCAAAUACGUUUCACAUCCUAAAGAUGGCUAUGGCUGAUAAUAAUCAACCCCCCACCAUCUCUUAUUCACAGAAAAAAUAUGAUGUUUUCAUCAGUUUUAGAGGAGAAGAUACUCGCACUAAUUUUACAAGUCAUCUCCAUAAAGCACUUAAGGAUGGAGGUAUUCAAACAUACAUUGAUGAGUACAAACUGGAGCGAGGGCAAGUGAUUUCGAAAGCUCUCUUGGAAGCCAUCGAAGACUCUAAAAUUUCAAUAGUUGUUUUCUCAAAAGACUAUGCAUCUUCGUCGUGGUGCUUGGCUGAACUGGCGCAUAUUAUCCAAUGUGUGGAGAGGAACACACAAAUUGUUGUGCCUGUGUUUUACCAUGUUGAGCCCAGUGAUGUUCGCAAACAAAAAGGAAGUUAUGCAGAAGCCUUCGAGAAACAUGAUAGUUGUCACGAUGAUGCUACCAUACGAAAAUGGAGAGACGCUUUAACUAAAGCAGCUAAUCAUAAAGGAUGGCAUGUAUCCAAUUCCAGUAAUGAAGCUCAGGUGGUUCAUGAUAUUUUCGACUUUGUACGAAAAGAAUUAAGAUCCAUAUCUCCAUCUCAUCAUUAUUCAAAGCUUGGCUUUGUUGGAAUUGAGGAGUCGAUUGCAGAUGUCAAGAAACUAUUGUCAAACUCUGUGUUAAUUCCAUUUUUGGCAUAUUUAAUUGACAAAAAUAUUUUAUUAUUUAAUGUAUAUUUCGGCUGGCAUAUAUUGAUAUGGUUUCCAUAUUUGUGUAAAUCAAACUUGAAAGGAAAGUUGUCUAGCUUUCCUAUUUUUGGAAAAAAGGUAAAAAUGGUAAGUUUGGUUACCCAUUUCGUUUUUAUCUAACCAGCUGUGUAAUCUGAUCUUGUGUUGAGUUUCCCAUUUUCUUAGAUCAGGUUUCUUGAAGAGAAAACCGGAGCUAGACUUUCCUUUUCUAUAAAAGGAAAGUUGUAGUUACUGCCC
This is a messenger RNA of Cannabis sativa, 1128 nucleotides long. RefSeq names its product toll/interleukin-1 receptor-like protein. Bases 181 to 1011 code for a protein of 276 amino acids. NCBI's taxonomy places the organism in Eukaryota, Viridiplantae, Streptophyta, Magnoliopsida, Rosales, Cannabaceae. The transcript is spliced from 2 exons. Gene Ontology annotation, biological process: signal transduction. The record is from RefSeq and is a predicted model, not a curated record.